GUUCCGUGCUUGGCGAUCGCAGUUCCCUUGGCGGUAUUGUGUAGGGCAGUCUGAAAUUCAAGCAGCUUGGCAGCCAAGCUAGUUUUUUUGCACACCUGCUGUGAGCAUUGAAGCGGAAUGGGUAGGUUUUCUUUUGGAUCGGAUUCCGCUUAUCGCUUCAUGCAUCACUUGCAGGUUUGUGGUGACACCCAGAAAAUGAAACAGUUUAGAGGGUGCCGUCUGCAGGAUUUUCAAACGCAUGGAAGCUCACACUUUGUGUGAGCUGAUCAGAGACGCAAGAGACAAGGGUUGCUGGGGCUCCACCAGGAGACAGAGCUAGGGGUCCAUCCCGUAGAGCUUCGUAGCAGCCAACGGUCGACAGUGCAGCAAAUGCAUGCGGCAUAUGUCGGCGAACCAAACCGGAGCGAAGGGUCGUUUGCAGAUGCAAAAGAGUGCGGUCUCCGGGCUCUACUCUCCGUGGCUGGCGCUGCUGCAGCGGAGCCUCAUGGGGAUGCAGUCUUGGGAGGCCCCCGAGGAGUGGACGCCGAGCUGGGAGUCAGGAUGGGGAGGCCCAGACAUGGAGGUUCGCCAGAUGCAGAUCCGCCAGCCGGUUGCCAUGAAAUCAGAAAGCGAAUGGUCAGGAUCUAUGUGGCCCUGGUCUCAAGGCCUUCAAGAAGAUCCGAAGCCGGCAGCGGAUGAAGUUCAGGCCCCGGUGCUGGAGUGGACGUAUCAAGGAUCAAAUCCAGGAUCGAAUCCAGGCCCAAAAACAGACACUGAGAACAACCAGCCGCCGGAAUCCACUACCAAGGAGACGGAUGCCGACAAAGGUUUGGCUGAAGACAUGGCGUCCGCAGUGGCGCUCUUCUUGGCCGGCAAGGACAUGGACGAGGAGAGCGAUGAUGGUGCCUUGCAGCCAUCGCCCAGCGGCGAGAACCGCGAGGUACUUACGCCGGCCACACAAGCGAGCCUUGCGAAGGAGUUGUUGCCAUCAACAUUCGGGGCUGCAGCUAUUGAUGCUCCACCCUUCGUACCUGGAGCGCUUCAAAUGGGCAGUGCAGAUGCAGACCAGCCAUCAAGGAGAACAGAGCUGCGAUUGGAUGGUCUUCUGCCCAAGGAUCUGCCAUCUUCAGAGGGAAUGAGCGACUUUCUGAGCGUUCUGAAGUGCCGACCUUUGCCGCUGGAGCUCGAGGACAAGAGCCGACUGCAGGUGUUCAAGGGUGAGGUAACGAGGAUCAUCCUGUACUGCUACAAGAACCGCAUCACGCCCACGGUCAAGAUGCUGCAGAGUAAGCUUCGCGAGUGUCAGCGCUUUUCGGAGGAGCAAAUCAGUGCAAUUCUUCAAGUGUGUGCUCGAGAUGCACCAAUGCUCUACCACAUUCAGCCUCCCAUGCGCGGCGAGCAACCUGUCAUCUUUCUUGCCAAAAGCCCAAUCUGGUUUCAAGGCUUUGUCAACCAAGAGGAAGAGCAACAGCCGCAGAACACAAAUGAUGACGCCGUUGACAAGGGCUUCCAGGACCCGGAGGUCGUGAAGGUGUUCCAGCAGAUGCUGCAGGAUGAGAAUUUGUUGCUGCCGCGCCAGGUCUCCGAAGCUGCGUCGAAGUUGCAGCAGAAAGUGCAGCCUUUCUGGCACGUUUCGACCCUGGAGCUGGAGCUUAUGUUGCGCGACGCUAUGAGCAAGAAGCUUCUCAAGUCUUGGGCUGAUGGAAUGCGCCCUGUCAUUCAUCGAAAGAAUGCGAAACCUAUGCCUAUCGGCCCGCUGGCCCCGGGUGCCUGCAAUGCAAACAACAUUGGACUUGUGCGCGCAGAGGCUUCCAUCAAUGGCAGCCAGGCUGAAUCUGAGCUUUCUACGGAGAACGAUAAGGACAACGAGGCAGGCUUCAGCUGCCCUGGGAACACAUUGACGCAGGCUCGAAAGGAUGUGACAGACUUGCUCACGGACACCUCAAGCUACGUGGACAUGAGAGGUUGCCGUCGGGCUCCUGUCCUGAGGUUUCCUAGUGGCCUGCGCUUCUCAACGCUCAAGGAGCAUUUGCGGACUUGCAAUGAUGGACUCUUCAGUGAGACGUCCUUUACUUGCCCAGCUGCCAAGAAUUGGACGGAGAAGGUGAAUGGUCUCAGCAGUAUGUUUGCAGGUGCACCCCCGGGGCUGUCGAAAGCCGGAAAGGGAGUCAUCGGCCCGUCGCGUAUUCGUGCUCCAGGUCCACGGUCAUCGGAGUGAGGCUGCGCAUGUGGAAGGACUCGCAGGUGUCGCCUUGCUGGAAGGCGUGCAGUCUUUUGCGCCUGGUGUUUUUUGUUGGACA
Effrenium voratum is the source of this 2279-nucleotide messenger RNA. The record is from the annotation of a GenBank genome assembly. Lineage: Eukaryota; Dinophyceae; Suessiales; Symbiodiniaceae.